Volvox carteri f. nagariensis is the source of this 627-nucleotide messenger RNA. RefSeq lists its product as uncharacterized. The record is from RefSeq and is a predicted model, not a curated record. The transcript is spliced from 5 exons. The coding region runs from base 1 to 627 and encodes 208 amino acids. Lineage: Eukaryota; Viridiplantae; Chlorophyta; Chlorophyceae; Chlamydomonadales; Volvocaceae.
AUGGAUUCGCCGGACCCCAAGCGACAACGCCUAGAGCCUACAUCGUCCUACAAUCUGCGAUGUCGCACCCUGGUGACCAGCAGUAGUAUCGACCCACCGGACGCCAAGCGUCAGAGGCUGGACACGGCUGCGUCCCAGAGCAGCACGUCGACGGUCGGCCCUCCUGCCGUCGCCACGGAUUCAAGGAGCGUCACGUUUCAUGUGACGUUUACGGCCGGCCCCACAGAAACGAAUGAGGACCGCCUCUUUGCCGGCGCCCAGAGCCGCUACGGCAGCUUCAUCGCUGGCGUGAAUACCGCCGGCCAGGGGAUAGUAAUUAUGCAGAUUGACGAUGUCAUCCUCGGCAGGCUGGAGAGCAGCCACGCGUUCGGCCACCGCGUGACGUUCGCCAACGUGGAUGCAGCUUCCCUGCUGCCUUUCAUAACUUCUCGUUUCGCUGGGGUGACGUCGGCUCACUACCGGUCCUCCCGCUCGUCCUCACAAUCGGCAGCCGCAGUUAUCCGCGCCAGCUUUGCAGACGAUAAUGAUCGUAUGGCGUACGCUGCUUACGACUCGUUCACCGUCACCGGUACCAUCACCACCAAGACAGAAGGUCGAACAACGUUCAUCACGGCUCUGCAGGAAUGA